GUCCGGUCCGGUUGUUUGCGCGCGCGACUUUUGCGUACGGGAACGCGCCGAAGUUGCGGAGUUCUAAUAGGAGUUCUAUGCGAUAGCGCCCACGUCUAAAAAAUUGUCAACCAAAGAAGAAAGGAGGAUAUCAAACAUACCCUGAUAAGAAAUGUAAAUCAUCUGUCUAUUAGAGUGAACCAGGGACGAAAGCAAGGGGAAGGCAUAAUGUGAUGCAAUGAAGACUAACAGCGAAUACAACUAGUCACACACACUAAGAUGCACGUUGGCAGUUUGCUGCCUUGGCGAUGUUUUCUGAUGCUGCAGCUAGUCCAUAUUGCCAAAUUCGACUUCUUGGAGACGACCGUCUCUUGUCCGCCAGAGUGCAUCUGUUUAUCCCAAACCCAGGUGCUGUGCAAUUCCGGUGGGCUCAAGGAGAUACCGCUAAAACUAUUACCGCCAUCCGUCGAGCAUUUAUCUCUAACGAGAAACCACUUCCCCAUCAUUAAGAGCGACUCUUUCGCCGGCUUGAGAUACUUACGGAAGCUCUCCCUCGAUGGCAACAACAUAUCCAUUAUUAAGCCGUUCGCUUUCAGGGGACUGCCAAGAUUACGCGAGCUCUCCAUACAGCAAACCCCAUUGGCGACCGUGGCUCAGUUCUCGUUCGCCGGCCUCCAGAACAUCACGUCAAUAUACCUGAGCCACAACAAGAUUAGGAAAGUGGAGGCUUACGCGUUCGCCGGAACCUCCAAUUUGAAGCUGCUCGUGUUGACGAACAAUCCGAUCACGAGGAUCGAGAGCAACGCGUUCAGCGGCCUCUCCAACGUCGAGAGGCUUAAUUUUCCAUCGGGGGUGCGGGUACUGGACUCGGAUGCGUUCAAUGGGUUGGACACUGUGGGGUAUCUGAAACUGGCCUACAUGGACUUGCCCAGCUUGAAAGGUGGUACGUUCCGUGGACUCACCAACGUUAGGGUGCUGUCUAUACAGGAGUCCGAUUUGGGGGUGAUCGACGGUGAGGCUUUCGAUGGCAUGACUUACAUUAAGUUCCUAAACGUUUUGAAUAAUAAAAUUGAUGCGAUUGAGUUCUUGAACUUCACCGACGAACAGCAGAUCGGCCACUUGAAGUUCCAGGGCAACCACAUUCUCGAAAUACCGAAGCCCGAUACCAUUUUCAUUGAAGUGGAUAAACUGACAGUCGUGUCCAAUCAUUUUCCUUGUGAUUGCAACAUACAUUCCCUCCUGGAAGGUCCAUUAGCUAAUGGCAGUUUAGUGGAUUUCGUAUCCAAAAAUUACUGCAUAUCACCUUUAGAAAUAAACGGGUUACACAUGAGCGAAAUUGACAUCGAAUCGAUAGGUCGGUGUCAGGAGGAAGUAACACGCGGCAACUUGGAAGCAUCGAGAGGACUUCCCAGUGCUGUUGCGAGAGUUCCCUGUGCGCGAAGGACCUUCGCUUUAGUGAUAUUAUUAUUGACGUUCCUCUUUAGUUAAUUAAUGUGAUACGGACUAGUGAAAUGUACUAUAACAAAUGUAAUACUGUAAAUACGAUGGACAAAGACGAUUUUCAAUUCAUUAAUAAGAGCUUAAAUCCUAUAAUUAUCGGAACAUGUGCUUCAUCCGCUCUGUCGUUCAUUGAAUGUUUCUAACAACUACGAAUUAAGUCGACGUGACUUUUUAUUGGAUUUUCAUUAUUGUAAUUAUCGCAAUAAUCAUUGUUACAUGUAACACUCUCCAAUUUUUUUUUAAUAUACGUUGCCUAUUAUUAUAGGGGUGUUAUGUUGUUUAUAAAUUACGAGAGUCAAUUUGAAUGUUACUAUUAAAUAAUAGACAUUGUUAUUUUCAUUUAAAGGUGAAAUAAUUAAUUUAUUGGAAGGGGUGAAAAGCGAAGUCUUAAAAUAAGUAUACGUAUCAAAAUCAAAUUAUUCAUAUCAAGAUUUUUUUAAAACAAAGGCAGAUCUUGGCUUUCCAUCCCCUUAUUUGUUGACAUAUCGUGAGUAUAUUUUAGUUGAAGUAUAUACAAACUGUUUUCAUUAAUGAAUAUAUACAUUUUUUUAUUUAAUCAAUAGAAUAAAUUUU
Aethina tumida (small hive beetle) is the source of this 2052-nucleotide messenger RNA. Its product is annotated as chondroadherin. Gene Ontology annotation, molecular function: protein binding. NCBI's taxonomy places the organism in Eukaryota, Metazoa, Arthropoda, Insecta, Coleoptera, Nitidulidae. Bases 259 to 1467 code for a protein of 402 amino acids. The record is from RefSeq and is a predicted model, not a curated record. The transcript has 7 exons.